Molecule: messenger RNA, 3663 nt
Organism: Rhizopus microsporus ATCC 52813
Lineage: Eukaryota; Fungi; Mucoromycota; Mucoromycetes; Mucorales; Rhizopodaceae
Exons: 10
Coding region: 1-3663 (1220 amino acids)
Biological process (GO): sister chromatid cohesion
Cellular component (GO): nucleus; cohesin complex; chromatin
Molecular function (GO): chromatin binding
Source: RefSeq, a predicted model, not a curated record
AUGGCUAGAUCUCAAAAGAAACCGGCAGCUGCAGGUUCUUCUAAAAUAUCAUUGCGAACAAGAACUACCACCAUUCCUGGCUUAUUUCAAAAACAAAAGACUGCAAGUAAAAGAAAAGUUCAAGAACAAGAAGAAACAUCGAGUGAUGAAGAUGACGAAAUAGAAUCUUCUCAAGAAAGUAGUGAUUCCGAAUCUGAUGUUGAAAGGUCAACAAAGAGAAGGACGAGACAAACUAGAAGAGGAAGAAUUACUGUUGAUACGAGUAGUCAGCUAUUGGAGCCUAUUGUAGAUUCUCAAUCUGGACAAGAUAAUUUAUAUGAUGAAAUAAUCAAAUCAGACUGUAAUCAUGAAAUGCUCGUGACUAAUUGGAGAGAAAGUUAUGAAGCAAACAAGAUUGCUGCUUUAAGAGAAUUGGUCAACUUUGUUAUUCGCUGCUCUGGAUGCUCUAUUGGCGUUUCAGAAGUCGCGUUUAACCAAGAAGAUGGAUCAUUGGAUGCUCUCAAAGAAUUGCAAGAUCAACUUACCAAGCUGCCAAGCCAUGAUUACCCAGUGAUAUCAAAAUCCAAAGAAGACAAGAUACUUCGACGUAAUCUUUUAUUAUUCUUUGGUGAGCUUAUUGAACGUACUCGAUAUGAAGAGAUUUAUGAUGGUGUCAUGAUUGAAACUUUGCAUAAUUGGUUAACGACUAUAUCAAGCUCAACAUAUCGACCAUUUCGUCAUACGGCUACUCUUGUUGCUUUCAGGAUUAUAACUUCAUUAUGUGCUCUUGGAAAGGACAUGAAAGAGGAACACGAUGUUGUGUUGAGACAGUUUAAUGCUGAAAAGAAAAAGGGAUCCAACUCAAGAAACGUACAGAAAUCAAAACUAUUAGGACAAAGAUUCACCACAGUUGAUAAUAAUCUCAAAACGAUUCAAGAAUAUCUCAACGAUUACUUCAAUAGCAUCUUUGUUCAUCGAUCCCGUGAUGUUGAAUCAGUGAUUCGUACAGAAUGUAUCAAGGAACUUUGCCAAUGGAUGUGCGUUUUUGAAUUUCAUUUUGUAGACAACACAUAUCUUCGUUUCUUGGGCUGGGCAUUUAAUGAUCAAAGUGCCAAUGUAAGAUCUGAAGCUGUCAAAUCGAUGAUAUCUUUAUACAGGAUUGAAGAUAUUGCUACAAAGCUGUCUGCUUUUACCAAUCGAUUCAAAUCUCGUAUUGAAGAAAUGGCGCUCUAUGAUGUUGAUGUCUCCGUACGUGUUCAUGCAGUUCACUUGUGUCAUGCCCUUCUCAGAUCAAAUAUUGAUGUCUUGAGUGAAGAUGGUCAGCUGCGACUAGCUAGUACCAUUGCCUCGGAUGUGCCUCGUAUUCGUAAAGCAGUUGCUCCCUUUGUGAAGGCAAUGAUAGAAAAGAACUUUAUUACUCCAUUGACCAAUGAAAUUACUGGAGCGGCUUCUUCAACUCGUGGACGUGGACGUAAAGCAAUAAAUGCAACCACCGCAUCUACCAACGUCAACCAAGACUGGGUUAUGUUCAAGUCUAUUGCUUCAUUUUUGGUUCAGCAAUCUGCACACAUUUUAGAACAGGAGGCAAAUAAUGGAAAUGGCACAGAUGGUAUGCAGGUUGAUCUUUCUUCAUUAACAAACACUCUGGUUGAGAGAAGAAACAUAAUCAUUACCAAUGCUGUCGAAGCUCUGUGGAACCAGUAUAGCAAGUUACAAGACUGUCAGGCAAUGUCUGAUUACUUAAGCCGCGAUCAUUCUCGUGUUUCGGAACAGUCUGGUGAUCAAAUGGACACGGGUGAAUUAGAUGAUUACUACAGACUAUCAGAGGAUGAAGAGGUAGUGUUGGUAAAUGUCUUUGUUGCCUGUAUUAGUACAGCAGUUGAAAAAGGCCUUGACAAGAACUUGGCAGAAGUAAAAGACAAGAGACAUAUUGAUAAGAGCAUCUUGGACGAAAACAAAAAGGAAAUAUCCCGAUAUCUUGCUCAAGCUCUACCCAAGUUAUUAACAAAGCAUGCAGAUGAUGCCAGCAAGAUGACUCAGCUGGUAUUGGUGCCUACAUUUAUGGAUUUGAAUGCUUAUGUGGAACUACGUGCUGAAAAAGAAUACGAAGAACUCAUGCAGACUCUGAUUAAAGUGUACCAAAAUGCUGUAUUGAAAGACUUGGUAGCAAACUGUGCUGAAUCAUUGCAACGCAUGUCCAAGGCGGAUUAUUUAUCAGAAAUAAACGUGCCACAGCUGUCGACUUUAAGAGAAGCUGUUGUGAAUCAAGUACGAGAAGCCUGUAAUGGAAAAGAUUUAGUCACUACUCGUUACAACACUGCGCUCAUCCAUUCUAUCUCUGUCAGUAUGCUUCGUCUCUCCUAUCUGAUCAGCUUUAUGGAUCCAACAACCGCUAUGGAUGAUGCACAAGGCAUGAGUAUGAACGUAGUGGACUAUAUUGGUGCACUUGUGGAUAGAGCAGCAUUCGGUUAUGAAAAAGAAAAGAACAUUGCUCAAUCUGCCAUGGUUGUUCUUUCGCGCUAUAUUAUGUGGAAAUGCAACUCAUUAGCAUACUCGUUAGAGGCAGCCGGCCUUAUUGAAAGACGUCGUGAUUGGAUUCUUGACAAGUUUACAGAAAUUGUGGUGGGAACAGACAUAAGCCCGUUGCCUGAAGUUCGUGCAAGCGCUUUUGGGUAUCUGAUUGACAUUUAUUGGCUCUUUGGUAGUGACUUGUUUGAUUCUUACAACUUGGCUCGUUUGAAGACAAGAUGUUCUGCCAACCUACAACAUUCUUGCGCUCAAUACGUGAAGGAGCAGUUGGAUAAUUUGGAUAAGCUUGCAGAAGAAACGAACCAAUUGACAGAUGCCGAGAGAGCCGCACAAAAGGAGAUUGUUCUACAAGUGGUUACAAGUUAUUCAAGAGGCAUACUGAUGGGAGUACUUGAUAUCAGCUACACCGUCUCUUUGUUGGAGGUGUAUGGCUCUAAUCCUGAAAUAGAUGAUGUGAUCAAGGCUCUAGUGACUGAAUUCGAAACAGACGUGUUGAGUGGCGAAAUUGCUGCUGAUGGUAUUUGCAGAAGCUAUAUGGGGGCCUUAAAACAGUCAUUUAACAAAAACAUCAACGACUCAUGGAGAUCUAUUGAUAAAACUCUCAAAUUGGCACGUCUUGAGGCGUCAUCGUUGAGGAAGGCAGAUCAGGCUGAUACUGCCAGAAAGGUGCCUCCUCAUGUUGUCUGUGAACGCAUUCAUUUGGAUGGUAUUAGUUUUGCACUUGCAAAGGCAAGAGAAGGAUAUGAAAACAAUCAAGACAAUGAUAAAGAUAACGCGCUCAGGUUUUUCAAGGUGCUUACUGUUUUUGCUAAAGAUUUGGCUCGUGCGCGAGACAUUGCUAGAAUACGUAAUCACUUGGAAGAUUCCUUGAGAAACAAUAAAUUAAGCGUUGAGGAGGGUAAGAAGGAAUGGGAACAUUAUGUUAACUAUAUCAAAUCACUUGACGAUGUCUUGAAGAAAAAGGGUCUUCGCUAUGACUCAACCAAGAGAGCAAAUAAUGCAGAAACUCCAGCUGCACCUAUCUUUGACGAUACUAUGGAAGAUUUGGAUGAAGGCGCAUUAGAAGGAAAUGACAGUAAUAGCAAACGACCACUCCAUGAGACUGAAAUGGAGCUUGAUGAUGCAGCAACUACAAAGAGACGACGCAAUUUGUGA